CACCAAAAUUAUCCAAAUCCAGGAACACUAAAAAGUAUGUUUACCCCACCAGCGCUCCACCUUUAAACCUAUGUUGCCCUUCUCUUGUUGAUCAUGACCCCUCGGUCUCCCAAACAACAACCAAAGACUUCGACCAUCUCACGCAGACUUAGAACCCGUACCGACCAGAGCUUGUCUAUCCAACCGCCGGAGCUCCCACAGCUACGGAAUAUCCGUUCGCGCCGUGCCGCAACACUGCCUUCCGCUCGCCGCAUAUCUGUCACCUACCAGCCUGAACAGACACAUACACCCGUCUGGGAUCCUUCCGAAAUCCUCGAGCCGCUUCCACGUUGCAACACCUCCCAUCCGACUGGAUUUGAAGAAAACCCGCCUCCUGGCCUACUUCUCUCCCAACCACUCGAUCUCCCUCCCUAUCACUCACCCCAACGCUCACCUACCGAUUUUGUGCCGAUAUCGACUCAGUCAGAGCCUGAACAAUUUGAACUUCCGCAUUCGUCUGGCUCUGAUCUUCUUCCGUCUCCAUUACCUUCGCUGUCUGGCAGCCACCCUGCUGGGGAAUACGAAUUCCACCUCUCACCAGACCCUGAUCAUCCACAGGAUCCGUCCGUGGAAUUGCAAGAUAUGAGCAUAUUGGGUUUUCAGAUGCCUGCGCAAUACGGUUCUCUGGACCACCACUACGGCUCUCCACCAACUCUUGAUUCGCCAAGCUAUCCAUCAAUGAAUCAACAAACGUACCCUGAACCUCGAUCAUCCCAACCUCCACCUCAGAGCUCGGGAACGUAUGUGCCAUCUUAUACAUCGAGCCCUAGCCUUCAAAACCACAGACAUUCUAGCAGACCCGGCGAGCAAACGGUGCUACCUCCCUAUCAACCAUCAGUUCCACGAAGUCCAUAUCAGCCACCUCUGGGUUCCAUGCGUGCAAGUCCAACCCCUAUCAGCUAUCCUCCAUCUAGCGAACCUUCUCCAAUGCUCAGCUCUGCCCCGCAUAGUUAUCCCUACCCAGCAAUUCAUACCAGUCUACCUGGCCAAAACAUUGGUACAAUGGCGAGUACCUCCUCUAGCUAUCCACCACCGCCUAUCUACCCCCCAUCUAGCUAUGAUCCGUACAAUUCCCUCCCAACCACAAUGUACCCUCCUUCCACCUCAGCUGCCCCAUACUCAUCGUAUGACCCGCCAGCCGGGCUAGCUCCACAUCAUUCAACCACCGUUCCUGGGCUUUCUUCAUCACCUGGAAGCCAGAAUUCUAGCGUAAUGCCACCGCGCAUAGUGGGUGCUCGACCGAAGCCUCAAUGCUGGGAGCAUGGUUGCAAUGGACGGCAGUUUUCGACAUUCAGCAAUUUGCUACGCCACCAACGAGAGAAGUCCGGUACGGCGGCAAAAAGUUACUGCCCGCGCUGCGGGGCAGAAUUCACUCGUACCACGGCCAGGAACGGCCAUAUGGCUCACGAGAAAUGCAAGCCACGACGAACGUCAGAUACGAGCAGGUAAGCGGUAGGGCUGAGCAUGAAACGCUUGGGCCUUCCGCGAGAGUCAUCUUACGAAUCUCCUCAUGGUUUUGGGCGGCGUUCAAUUGUUCAUGGAAAGGGGGUGGUUCGGGAUGGCAAAGAGGCGUUCAGGGAAGACGUGGAAUAUUU
Lindgomyces ingoldianus is the source of this 1634-nucleotide messenger RNA. RefSeq lists its product as uncharacterized. Bases 94 to 1488 code for a protein of 464 amino acids. Lineage: Eukaryota; Fungi; Ascomycota; Dothideomycetes; Pleosporales; Lindgomycetaceae. The transcript is spliced from 4 exons. The record is from RefSeq and is a predicted model, not a curated record.